Messenger RNA from Cydia splendana, 1094 nucleotides. RefSeq lists its product as uncharacterized. The record is from RefSeq and is a predicted model, not a curated record. The transcript has a single exon. The coding region runs from base 65 to 838 and encodes 257 amino acids. Lineage: Eukaryota; Metazoa; Arthropoda; Insecta; Lepidoptera; Tortricidae.
ACCGGACUGCUGACAUCUAAUUGUCACUUUGUGAAAAAUUUUACUUGAUUUUGUUUAUUUAAAUAUGGACUCGUCUAAUUUAGCUUCAGGAGACAACAACAUAUCUCAACAUAUUCCCUCAAAAAUAAACGAAGCCAAUAAGCAAGAUGCGAAAGAAGUCGAAGCUCAAGUAACUAAAGCUGAUCAAGGGUCAGCAUCUCAAGUUGAUGACGAGACAAAAAUUAAAGAACGUAUUGCCCAAUGUCGAAGCAUAAUAGAGUCACUGAAAUUUGAGCUCAGCGAAGAGAAGUCAAAAUUAGAAAUGGAGAGUAAAAUUACCCAUAUUCCAGUAGUUGAAGAUACCAAACCUGCAUAUUCAUACACACAUGAUGGCGUCUCCACCUCCCAAAGUCUGCAGGAAAGUUUCAAAGACAGUUCAAACCCAUAUGUGACGUGUGUUGACGCUAAAUUAAACUAUGAUGAGAAUCUCAUUGAGUACGAAAAGCAGUUACAGAAGUAUCAGACUACUCUUAACAUGGCUCAGAUGGAAAAGAAGAAUGCCAUUAGAAAGCAGAUGUUGGCUAAGGCUUUCAAGUUGAAACUUCUUGAGGUAGAGAAUCAGUGCAACAUUGAAUUGUUGAGAGUAAAGCAAAGCCUGCAGUGCUUAGAGCCUCUGAAGAUGAUUGUCAACCAAUGGAAGAAUACAGUGGAGGACAAUACUUACGAUGCUAAUAACUUUGUAUUGAUGCCGAGAUAUCCCGAGUUGAAAGCAACAUCCGGAAGUGACGUUGGUUCCAUGAAAGGGGAUAACGAAAACGUUUUUGAUAUAUCCGAGUACCGUUUAGAUUCGAGUUGUUAGUUUCUGAUUUCAAAUAAUUAUUUUAAUAUUACUGUUUAUGUAGCAAAAACUGUUUUUCUUGUGUUUGUUAGAUACCUAACAGAGGGCUGACCACUAACAUCGAAUUCGAAUAAUCGAAAAUAGCCUCUCUAUUGAUUUAUAAAGAAGCAGAUACCUAACGAUUUUUCGAUGAUGACGGUAGGCCAUCUGCUUCCCUAACAAAUAUUCCGCUGUUAAUAAUUAUUUUACCUGAUAAAUAAAAUUUGCAGAGCAUGUA